Messenger RNA from Perca flavescens (yellow perch), 5059 nucleotides. It is a transcript of the gene purg, whose product is annotated as purine-rich element binding protein G. Bases 365 to 1405 code for a protein of 346 amino acids. Gene Ontology annotation, molecular function: DNA-binding transcription factor activity, RNA polymerase II-specific; purine-rich negative regulatory element binding; RNA polymerase II transcription regulatory region sequence-specific DNA binding. Lineage: Eukaryota; Metazoa; Chordata; Actinopteri; Perciformes; Percidae. Gene Ontology annotation, cellular component: nucleus. The transcript is spliced from 2 exons. The record is from RefSeq and is a predicted model, not a curated record. Gene Ontology annotation, biological process: regulation of transcription by RNA polymerase II.
UAUUCUCAGGACGGGGAGGGGGGGUGGAUGGGUUCAUCGGGUUCAUGUAGUACUGGACGCCGUCCUUCUCCCAUUCUAGGUUGUCUGCCUGCUUCGGUAAAAGGGCUAGCUUUAAGGCAAGUGGGGGUGAUGGAAGUUUGCGGUGGAAAGGGCUAAACAGUCGAGCUUGACCUUUUAUCCGGGACACAGAAACUCGGAUCAGCUGGUGACUCCAAACUAGCUGCCAUCUUUAGGUCAUUCGAGGCAUCUCGCUAACUUGUGUUUGUAGCGCCAGCCCAGCUGUAUGAAUAAGCCUGCUUUAUUCGUCUAUUAGGGAUGGGGGGGAUCGCUUUGUCCUGUGCUGUCUAGUGGUGGAAUAGAAAUCAUGAUGGCUGAUGGAUGUUGCAGAGGGAUGGAAAGAGGCAGGGGUAAGAUUGCAUCAGAUUCUUUACCGAGACCCACAUAUCCUCAGCAGUAUGUCCAGACCGGCUCGCAGCAGCAGCAGUGCAACGACAUCCAGGAGCUGGCCUCCAAACGCGUCGACAUCCAGAAGAAGCGCUUCUACCUGGAUGUGAAGCAGAGUGUCCGGGGACGCUUCCUGAAAAUAGCCGAGGUGUGGAUCGGGAGAGGCCGCCACGACAACAUCAGGAAGAGCAAGCUGACGCUGUCCAUGUCCAUGGCUCCCGCGCUCCGCUACUGCCUGGGAGACUUCAUCGAUUAUUACGCCCGUAUCGGACUGCGGGGGGGCCUCGCGCCUCCGCAGCUCGAGGAGCACAGCAGCAGCAACGGCCAGGGCCGCGCGCGCGACUCCCGCCGGAGAGGACAGGAGCCGCACGCGGGGCUGUCCCCGGACGGCUCCGCGGUGUCCGACGACCAUGCCCACCGCGUCCUCAAGAGCGAGUUGAUCGAGAGAGACAACAGGAAGUACUUCCUGGACCUGAAGGAGAACCAGCGGGGCCGGUUCCUCCGCAUACGGCAGACCGUCAGCAGAGGAGCCGGCACCAUGGGCUACUACGGCCAGGGCAUCGAGCAGACCAUAGUGCUGCCCGCGCAGGGGCUCAUCGAGUUCCGGGACGCGCUGUCGCAGCUCAUCGAAGACUACGGCGACGAAGAGAGCGACGAGCGCGGCGGCCGAACCGGGUCCAUGAGGAACCAGGACGACAACCCCGAGCUUCCCGAGGCUGCGUCCUUUCGGGUGGACAAUAAGAGGUUUUACUUCGACGUCGGUUCCAACCGCUACGGUAUCUUUUUAAAAAUUAGCGAGGUGCGGCAGCCGUACAGGAACACCAUCACCGUGCCCCUGAAGGCCUGGACCCGGUUCGGGGAGAACUUCAUCAGGUACGAGGAGGAGAUGCGGCGGAUUUUCUCCUGUCAUAAAGAGAAGAGGACAGACGCACGGCAGGACAGUGAGGACCAGGAGGACUGACCUUGGCAAACCAGAAUGGUGUGCUGGAUGUCAGUGGUGGAACCCUCAUGAAAGAGAUAUUGUUGGGAAGUUUUGUCGGACUGCAGUGCUAAAAAGAUUCUUGAGAAAGCUGAGUGGGACUUUUAUUAUUUGUGUAAAACGAAUGACCCUGACUUAAAAGAAGAACAAAUUAACCCUCACUUUUCUUCGUCCAAAAUCUAAAUAAAUAUAUAAAUAAAUAUAUAGCUAGAUAGAAAGAUAAAAUCUGUAUUUAUAAAAAUGUUAGUCUUUUAUUUGCAUAAUAAAAAGUGGGUAACAAUAUAUUCAUAUUUGUUAUGUGUUUCCCUUAAAGAGGCAUACUGGUGUUUUGCUUUUUAUCCCCUUAUUAAUAAGUCAUAUCCUUUUUAUAUUACUGCUGAGCUUUUUCUAAAGCAUGCCACCAGAUUGGAUUGAGUUCAACCCUCUGACCCAGAAGACAAACAUUAAGAUAACAGACGAUUAAAAAAGUGAAACUUCUUGGCAUUAAAAAGAUUGCCUUUUAGCUACAGCAGCCAGACAACUCUGCAAUGUGUAAUGGCCGAGCAUCGUUUAGCGUGCGUGACGUCAUGGCGUGUGCGUUCUUCCAGUGCGUGUCACGUAGAAAAGAUAACAUGGGAAACGCUGCUAAAAUAGCAAAAAGCUGUUUGCAAUCAACCGCGCAGACUAAAAGAGAUAGAAUUCCCUGUGCGAUUGUUAGCAACGUUUCAGGUGCACUCACUUUCAGGUUUUUCUCCAAAUAAAGUGGUUUCGGUCAUCUGGAUCAUCACACGUUCUCAAUUUCCCUAUAGUAAGUGUGACAUCACAUGGGUCUUUCCAUGAAACUUCCUAGUCAAAUUGUUCAGAAAUGUUGGACCUGUAAAAGCAAGGCGUUUGCAUGACUUACUGACAUCCAUCUAAAAGGCAAUCUAAAAGCUAGAGCGUGUAAUUAGAAAUUUAAAUUUGAGUAGUGAACACCCUAACCCUCUGUAUCUUCCUCAGUGACAGAGAACAGCAGCUGUGGUCAGCUUGACUUGACCGUGACAUUGGAUUCCAAUCAGGGUUCAAAAUGAACUUUUUUCGUCCACCAGCCAAAACAGCUAGAGAAUGCUGAAAUUUGACCAGCCACUCAAUAGAUGACCGUUGUUUUUUUUUUGGCUGGUGAGUGAUGCAAAUUUACCAGCCACUUGCAUUAUUUUACCAGCAUUUGGCUGGUAGAUGGAGCUAAUUUUGAACCCUGAUUCCAAUGGUGGCAAGAUCAGUGGAAUCAGCGGAGAACCAGGGUCAACAACGUGUUUAAGCUUAACUGAAUUUAACAUACAUUUAAGUUUUGUUUUGCCAAAGCAGCCCUAUGUGCUCCUAUUUCUCUUCUUUGACACGUACAAAAAAAAAAUCGUAUGUCACCGUCCACUGGCUAAAUUUUAGCCACAUGACACGGUCUUGAUAUGACCGGUUAUAGAUCCGCUGAGGGAGAGACGUGAAAUUCAGAUGACGCCGUCAUAAGUAUAAAAGCACAACAAGCAAGCAGUGCGUUCAGCCAGAGAUUGACCACAGCUGCUCUUCGCCGCACUCAGGAAAGUACAAACAGUAGCUGAGUGUUUGACUCACAGAGAACAGAUUUUGGGGUUGUUACUUUGAAGUGAUAAAUAGCAUACAUACACGCUGCUGGUGUGCUCCUUUCUGUCUUGUGAGUCAUUUUUUUUGAGUGGACAGUCAGCAGAGAGCUAGAGCAGAAGGGCUACAGGAUGUUGGACUUUGAUGGAAGGACUGAACUGUUAACACAGAUCUAACAUUUCCAACCCUGACGCCUUAAAGCACCUUUACGAUUUGACUGUAUCUUUGCUUAUUUGAAUCCAUUUGUUACAGCAAAUACGGAAAUUAUACAAAAGUCCACUUCACAUGUAUUACUGUAACUUUUGGAUGGCAUAGUCACAUCCAGGAUAAAAACGGAUCAAAGUACCGAGCUGGGAUUCACCUGGACAAAGGUGACAAUGUGUGGCUGUGCAGGUGGAGUGAUGUGAAUGUAUGCACACUGAAGAAGACGUUCUGGUUUGCUGUUUAGUUUUGCCUUCUGUUCACCAUCCGUGUUGGAUGUGGGAAAUGUAGAGAUGUAGCUGUUUGGUAAUCAUUUAAAAAAAAAAAAACUGAAGUGAAUAAUGGAAAUGUGAAAAGGUGUAUAUUUAAAUACAUGUAAUGUAAUACAUUGGUGUGUCCUAUUAGUCCUGUAGAGUAAGACUUAAAAAAACAAGGUUUUGUACUCUAGCACUUUCUUUAAUGUGUACUGUAUUAGUUCAUCUUCUACAUGUAAAAGUACUGUAUGAAUAUUCAUUACUUGCCUUGUAAUGUUCGAAACGAAAUGGUAACCAAGAAAACUAUGUUUUUAGAGUGUAUGCAUGCCAAUGGUUGGGUCCCAGUAUAACAGGAAAACUAUAUGAAAAAAUGGUGCUAUGUUACAUUAUAUAAAGGUGCUUCUAUGGACCCUAGCUGAAUGCAUGCAAAGAGGAACUAUCAAAAGAAGAAGAAAAAAAAGAGAAAAUGGAUGUCUUACUGCUGUUCUCGAAUGAGUGCUGCCUUCCAAAGAUGUCGGAGAAUUUGGAAAAAUUCAACUUUCUUUUGCUUAAAAUGCAACAGCCCUUCAAGUAUCCAUGUAUCCAAACUAGGCAUGGGCUGGUAUAAGAUGCUGAUAGUGUGAUAACUUUCAGCAAAAAUAUCCCGGUUUCGCGGUAUUGUGGUAUUGCAAAUACAUAUAUAUAAUAAAUAUAUUUUGAAAUGUCUGGGUAACAAAAACCAACUUUCCCCCCCACUGAACAAAGUGUAUUUUAUUUUAAAACACACUGGCAGGGGGAGGGAUUUCUAAACUGCACUUUCUGUCCGUGACCAUUCAUAAAAAACAUCUCAUACAUUAUACAUUAGUAUGACGAAAAAUUUGAGUGGUUUUGAAACUGUGACUUUUCUAAUCCGCGGUAUACCUUGAAACCGGUAACCGGCCCAUGCCUACUCCAAACAUACAUGUAGAGUUUGUUGGGAAGGAGCAUUUUAACUCGGAGAAAGAAAGUUUUAGCGGAGCAUAAACUCGGACACGGAGCGUGUUAUUACACUCUGUCAGCUGGGAAUUUCUGACCGAAGACCAGAAAUGGAAUGCAUAGUAGGUGGUAGAUCUCCUACCUGAUCACAAACAGUGAAGUCUAACUGUAAAUGUCGUCUUUUCCAGACUCCACAGCUCUAAGUUUGAUAAGGUCCUGAGUCUGUUAGUAGCCCCUGAGCCACAGUGACUAAACAUGGAAAUUGGCCAGUUUCAUAAAGUGAGUCAAACUUAAAGAAGCAGUCAGUCACCAGGUGGUUUCUGUUUUUAAGAAAAGAAAAAUGUCAUGUCUAUUUACAGUUACACUGCCUUUGUGACAAAGGUCUAAAAGAUCUAUAGACAAUCUCAAUGACAUCAUUUUGUACUCUUAAUUCUUCAGAUGUUUAUGUGUUUUUUUUUCAUGUAUAGGACGGCAGAGUUAUAGGACGUCAAACAUAAAUAUAGUGUUGGAAAGUUCGGAGUUGUUUGAGUGUGGAAGACUUUGUGCUGAUUGUUGCUGGAAAAGAAUUUGGAAAAAAAGAAAAUGUGUAUGUUUAUUGGUUGUACUGAUCAUCUUUGUUUUUAUGUUGCUCAUUAAA